AUGUCAAACAGGCAAGAACGGAGUAGUGUUGAUAAAAAUAUUAAAAGACGACAUAGUUUACCUGAAGAAAUAAUUUCAGUGAAAGAUCGGAGAAUUCUUUUAAUUCCACCAGGUAAAAGAACCAGAGAUGAGAUUAUGUAUAUACAAUCUUUUAUGAAGAAAAUAGGUGCAUUUAAAAAAUACAGUAAAGAUAUUCAAGAGUCUUUAGCUGGAGCCAUUAUUUAUCAAUUUGUUCCUGCAGGAAGAACUAUUAUUCGACAAGAUCAUAAACCAUUUGUACAAUAUUAUAUUAUUAAAGGACAGCUUCAAAUGUUAAAAACAGUAUCCGAUGAACACACAGGAGAAAAGAAAGAACUCGAUAUAGGAACAUUAAAAUCUGGAGAUAUGUUUGGUCUAAUAUCUCUCUUACAUAAAGUUCCUCGAACGGCUACUGUAGUGAGCAAAGAUCCAACUGAUUUAUUAUUAGUUACGAAAAGUACAUUUAACGCAUAUUUGAAAAGUAUGCUAAUGGAAGAAUGGGAUGUAUUACGAGAUGCUUUAAUAAAUUUUAAUUAUUUCAAAGGCUGGACUGAAGAAACGAUGCGAGAAUGUUAUAUCGUCAGCAAAGUCCAUACCUUCAAAGAGAAUGAAAUUUUAGUAGGGGAUGGCAAAGGAAUGGUUCAUUAUGUUUAUUUCAUUCUAUCUGGAGAAUGUGAGCUUAUAGAGCAUAUGCUGAUCGAAAGAAAUCAAGUUGGCAAGAAAACAAAAUAUAAGCUUUAUGAUUAUAAACUGGCGGAUAUAAAUCCUCGCCAACGAACCUCAAGAUCUAAGAAGUUCGAAUUUCUUACAGACAAUUUAUCAACGCUUAUACGCGAUACCAAUUCUUCAACUGAAAAUAACGGGAUAAAUAUGGAUCCUGAGAAGUUUAUUGAAUUAAUAUCGUCAAAGAAGGAUAAACCUACUGUUGUAAUGGAUCGUACUAGUGUUAUUACUGUAACGCUACAGGAUGUGAUAAAUGAAUGGCAUAAAAUUACUGAUGUUGUUGAGAUGUUGAGGAUCGAACCAUGCAUAAGAUUUUUAAAUCCAAAAUCUAAAAAUGUAUCGACAGUAUUCAUGCAAAUUUGUUUGUUUAACAGAGGCGCAUGUUUUGGUUUGGGCGAGAACAUGAAAAAUCGUCAUGUGGUUUCGCUGUCACCUAUAACUUGUUUAAUGAUUCCACUUUAUUGGCUUUUAAAACAUAAUCGGGCUAAUAUUUGGACAAGAGUAAAGAAUUUUUUGAACGAUAAAUUACCAAAUAAUAAACAGUUGCUUGAUAUAUAUAUAAAAAAUCGAAUGUGGGCUAAAUAUAGAAGGGAUUAUACCAAUGAAAUUAUUGGUAGAAGUAAAAAAUUGCGAAAUGAUACGAAAACAUAUCACGUACCUUAUUCCAUUAGAAUUCACGAAGAUAUUCUUAGUGAUUAA
Messenger RNA from Ceratosolen solmsi marchali, 1440 nucleotides. RefSeq lists its product as uncharacterized. The coding region runs from base 1 to 1440 and encodes 479 amino acids. Lineage: Eukaryota; Metazoa; Arthropoda; Insecta; Hymenoptera; Agaonidae. The record is from RefSeq and is a predicted model, not a curated record. The transcript has 10 exons.